GCACAACGACGAUGACUGCCAUGAAGACAACGCAUUCUCAAGUGCGUCUGGUGAACGGGCGUAACAGGUGUGAGGGGCGUGUGGAGGUUUGGCACAACGGGACAUGGGGCACAGUGUGUGAUGACGAUUGGGACAUGGUAGAUGCCAACGUGGUGUGUCGGCAGUUGGACUGUGGUCUGGCCAUGGCGGUGGGCAGCAUCUCAGAGUAUGGCCAGGGCUCAGGGCCCGUCCUGCUGGACAAUGUAGACUGCAAAGGAGGGGAGACAGACCUGGGACAGUGUGGAAGUCUGGGCUGGGGCAUCCACAACUGUUACCACUAUGAGGACGUGUCUGUCGCAUAUACAUCAGUGCCGGAGUCACGGGGCAUGGGCGAGCCCACCACUCCGUCUAGGAGAAACUCAGGGUUAAGAGAUGGUACGAUCCGGUUAGUUGGUGGACUGGACUACUGCCAGGGACGGGUGGAGGUCUACUACCGUGGCAGCUGGGGGACGGUGUGUGAUGACGACUGGGGUAUGAGAGACGCAGGGGUGGUGUGCCAGCAGAUAUACUGUGGCCAUGCCGUUUCCUCCACCACCAACGCCUAUUUUGGCUACGGGACAGGCCUGAUUCUACUGGACAACGUCAACUGUAAUGGCCACGAGAACCAGCUGAGUAAAUGCUACAGCCUGGGCUGGGGGAUACACAACUGUGGACAUCAUGAGGACGCCGGGGUUGUCUGUUCAGGCUCAGGAUCCACUACCGUUCCUCCUAUGAACACUGACACCAUGGGCAAGGGAUUCUUUCAGACUGCCAGCACUGCAGUAACCGACCAAACAGAAUUAGUCACCGAAGCAACUACGGCUGUGACAACGGUUGCCAUGACAACAAGAGAGCGGACCACCAUCCGCGUGGUGAAUGGUAACAGCAGCUGCCAGGGCCGUGUGGAGGUGUUCCACAACAACCAGUGGGGCACGGUGUGUGACGAUGACUGGGAUCUGCCCAAUGCCCAGGUGGUGUGUAGGCAUCUGGGCUGUGGCCCUGCCAUCUCUGCCAAGGUCCUGGCCUACUUCGGCUACGGCUCGGGCCCCAUCCUGCUGGACAAUGUGGACUGUAGGGGCAGUGAAGGGGAGCUGGCGGCUUGUUUCCACCUGGGCUGGGGACAGCACAACUGUGGACAUCAUGAAGACGCUGGAGUCAUCUGUACACCCUUUCAGCUUGUGGGACCUGGAAAUGACUUCGGGAUGACAGAGAGAACGCCCACCACUAGACCACCAAAUGAAGGCCUGGCGAGGCUUGUGGGCGGGCAGCACCGCUGCGAGGGCCGGGUGGAGAUGUUCUCAGGGGCGGAAUGGGGUACGGUGUGCGACGAUGCUUGGGACAUGCCUGAUGCCCAGGUGGUGUGUCGCCAGCUGGGCUGUGGGGAGGCUGCUGCGGCCCGUGGGGAGGCCUUCUUUGGGCCCGGCAGCGGCACCAUCCUCCUGGACAAUCUGAAGUGCAGCGGCUCUGAGGCCUCGCUCCAGCAGUGCUCCCACAUAUCCUGGGAAGUGCACAACUGUGACCACUCUGAAGACGCCGGCGUCACCUGCUCACUGUCGUGAUUCCAGCAGUGAUUCGCCACCAUGGAGCCGCCAAACUCCUCCCAACUCCACUGCCAACUAAUAGGACGGGCACCAUGGGUAGCACAACCCGGGACUUGUAAACAUUAUGUAAAUAACAGCUCAUCCCAAUGCCAAACAUAAGGAAGACCACAACAACAACAAACAAACAAGCAAAGAAAACAAACUAACAUAUGAUGAUAGAUGAUUAAAUAUUAUAAUAAUCUAUUCCUAUUAAGCACUUUAUAAAUAUAUAUGAUAUAAAAUACGCUGUACACAUUUUUUUUAUAUUUGAUAAACAGUGGAAACCAAAGUUUUUAACCGACUCUCUGUCUCUCUGGCUCUUUUCUUUUUUUGUCAAGAUGCUAAAAUAGAGGUAACUAACCCACUAACCCUCUUCUCACUAGCAGCACACACAGCCAUAGUGUACUGUACCAGGGCAUGGUGAGCAACAACAACAACAACAACAACAACAACAAUCCAGGCCCACAAUACCAAAGCCAAACUUAUAGAAAUAGACUCUAUAGAGACUAUAGACUAUCUAUAGAAAAAGCUAUGUAUUUCUAUGGCCAAAUCUAUUUGUUUGAACAUAGGCAGAAAGAUGGACAGUGCAUGUACAUGACACUGUAGUGCUCUUGGCACAUGCUUCCUAAUUUGAUAAGCUUUUUAAUGUAUUAUUCCUGAGCAGAGGUGGAUGUGUAUCUGAAAUCUGAACAUGAUGACUUCCAAAGCCCCAGUAUUUUGGUUAUUUUGCUGAAAUAUUUGUUAUAUUUGACACCUUUAUUGUGUAAAUAAUCACCCUAGCUAGCUUGUGUUCUAUUUUUUCCCCUCUUAUGAAACAUGAUGACCCAUUAUUUUUUGUCUGACUUGUGUAUUUUGAUGUCUGGUUUUGGAAAAGGCUUGCUUGUCUUCACUGUCUCUCCCUCUCUCUUGCUCUCUCUCUCUCUCUCUCUCGCUCUCUCUCUCUCUCUCUGUCAGACACAGUGCUAUUUCAGGUGGAGUAUGGCAUAUGAUCUAAGCCUUAGCUACAUCCUUAAUGUGAAAUGAGUUAUCUUCAAUUAUCUGCUCGUGCCUCUUCAUUUUGUAUUUUGUAUCAGACAUUUCGCACUGCAAGGUGUACAUUUCAUUUCAGUGUGUAAGGAUCUGUGCUUCUGUGUCUGUGAGUUAAUAUUUGUGUGUCUGGCAGGUGAGUCAGAUCUACUGUACUGUUUGUGAAUGUGUGUGUACAGUAUAUACAGUCAGUGACAUGUACACUGAUUGGGGAAUUAUUACAAUAUGGCAGCAG
This is a messenger RNA of Salvelinus sp. IW2-2015, 2859 nucleotides long. NCBI's taxonomy places the organism in Eukaryota, Metazoa, Chordata, Actinopteri, Salmoniformes, Salmonidae. The record is from RefSeq and is a predicted model, not a curated record.